GGAGCCAGCGAGGGCUUCUCCGCCUCGGCUGCGCGCAAGAUGGCGAUGGCGGGGCGGCGGCGGCGCGACUGAAGCCCCCCGGGCCGGGCCGGGCCGGGCCGGGCUGCCAUGGCGCCGGGGGGGCUGCUGUGGCUGGCUCUGCUGGGCAGCGCCUGCGGCGGGGCAGGGAACCCAUCUCCUCUGGAACUGAGCUGUGGCACUACCAGCCCGGGCCAAGUGACGCUGGAGCCGAACCAAACUCUCGUGCUGGACUGCACCUUGAUGCCCGCUGAGCAGAUCCUUGGCGUCACCUGGAUGAAGAACGGGCUCCAGGUCGUGGAAGAGGAGAACCUGCGCGUCCUCCCGAACGGAUCUCUGUUCAUAUCAGCCGCCUGGAAUGCUUUGGACGAGGGCGACUCGCUCAGAAGGUCUGGCGUGGAGGGGAACUACUCUUGCGUCUCUCAUAGAUCUCUUGGCUCAGUGGCCAGCCAAAUAGUUCUCCUUCGGGAUUCGACAUUGUCUCAGUUUUUCCAACAUCCAGAGUCUCAGACCGUGGAACGGAAGGGCGUGGCCCGUUUCGAGUGUCAGAUUGAAGGGAUACCUGUUCCAGUAAUCUCCUGGCAGAAGGACCACGUGGCCGUGUCUUUGGAUCCCAGGUUCAUCGUUCUCCCAAAUGGGGUCCUCCAAAUCGUAGACGUGCAGGAGAGCGAUGCAGGGGCCUACCAUUGCGUCGCGAGCAACUGGGCGGGGAGACGUCACAGCGCCAACGCCAUUCUGAGCAUUGUGAAAGGUCAUCAGCUGCCACCCAUGGGAGACGUGACCUUCGCAGCCGCCCCGGAGAACACCACCGUAGCGGUCGGGGAAACUGCCGUGCUGGAGUGCAUGGCCUCUGCGGACCCCGUGCCGUUCGUCUCUUGGAUACGGGAGGACGGGGACCCCAUUUCCACGGACGUGAUCGUGUUGGGACGGACCAAUCUCGUGAUUCCUUACGCCCAGCCCCACCACGCGGGAGUGUACGUGUGCCGUGCCAAUAAACCCCAGACCCGGCAGUUUGUGACCGCUGCAGCUGAGCUCCGAGUCCUUGCUCCCCCCUCUGUCUCCCAGGCGCCCGAAACCAUUUCCCGGACCCGCGCCAGCACCGCUAGGUUUGUCUGCAGAGCAGAAGGGGAGCCGACCCCCAACAUCCACUGGAUGAAGAACGGAGAACCCCUGUCGUCCAACGGGCGGGUGAAGAUGCAGAGCAGCGGGACCUUGGUCAUCAACCAAAUCGGGAUGGACGACGCGGGCUACUACCAGUGCGUGGCGGAAAACCCGCUGGGCAUGGCAUGCGCCACUGCCCAGUUGGCGGUGAUUGUGCGCGAAGGUCUGCCCAGCUCUCCGAAGAAGGUCACUGCAAGUUCGCUGUCCAGCACCACGGUCUUAGUAUCCUGGGAACGGCCGGAAUUCAACAGCGAGCAGAUUAUCGGGUUCUCGCUGCAUUACCAGAAAGCUUUGGGCAAUACGUUUAGUACCGAGGUGCACGGGCUGGAGAGCGACACCAGAUACUUCUUCAAGAUGGGAGCAAAGACGGUUGUCGGGUCCGGCCCGUACUCGAACGUUAAGGAUGUGCAGACACUGCAAGAGCGGUUCUCAGAUAUUCUGGACGUCCACUCAGUCACGGGAAUCAUCGUUGGAGUCUGCUUGGGUCUUCUCUGCAUUCUCUUCUGCAUGUGUGCUACUUUCCACAACAACAAACCAAGGGAUUCAGUGCCAGGCUUGGAUUCCCAAGCUGCUGGAAACCAUGUCUACUACCUUCGGAACCGGCAGCUGCCGCCACCAACUCUGGCCCCGUCUGAUUCUCACGAGCUAGAGUCUCUAAUGUCCCCACUUCCCAAGGAUGCCCCCUCGCCAUCAGCAGACGUCACGGAACUGCCAGAAGUGCAGGGUCUUGUCCGGGGCAGUUUUCUGGAGGACAGUGCAAGCCACAUCAAAAGGAAGCCACCUUGGAGUAAGCCAAUGGACAGCUGGGCAAGCCCCAUCGUGCGCUACGGAGAGACGGUCAUAAAAGACACAGCAGUGGCUUUGAAUGGAACUGUGAAGGUGGCGUCCAGUGGCGGGCGGAACCUGGUGUUACACGCUUUGGUGUAUGAGGCUGUGAUGAACGACGGGAAGAAGGAACAGACACCUGGCAACGUCAGCCAGGUGGAAGCGGAGGUCAUCGUCCACUCGGAUUUCUUGGCCUCCAGCAGAGAUCACGACGCGCAGCUCCGCAUGCUGGACGCAGAAGGGCUGCCUCUGGAGGUCUGGGCCCCAAAACGCCCCUCUUCAGAGGGAGACUCGUCUCGGCGGGCUUCUCCAGGCCAUUCUGAGCAUAGCCAGGAAGGGGAAAGUGGGCCAGAGGGCUCUGGGGCGUCGUUAAAGACUUCCAAGAUGGCGGCUGGUUUCCCGGGGUCUGGGGAACGCCUGGACUCAGUGGGGAGCGGGAAUGCCAACCUUCUUCAGGAAGAGGGAGAGGUCGUCGACCCCACUCCCUGUGAUGUUUUCCCCACGAGCCAAUCGCAGGUCUUGCUCUGCAGGGGCCUUUCUAGUCUCAUCAGUUCUCCCGCAGCGUUUGAGAACGUGGCCUGUGCCCACCAUCUUUGAAGAGGGCAGCGGGCUCUGGCAAAAAGCUUGCAAUAGCAUAACAUCCUCGGCGGUACUAAAUAGCUUCAUAAUUCGAAGUUUAGCGGAAGGGAGGGAGGGCCCGUGGCUCAAUGGCCGAGCAUCUCGGCACGCAGAUCUCCCCAGGUUCGAACCCCGGGAUCUCCAGCUGGAAAAACCAGGCAGGAGGUGACGUGGAAGAUCUCAGCCUGAAUCUUGAAGAGCAGUGGGCAAUGUUGACGUUGAUCGCCUGACUCAGAAGGCGGAUGCAUUGAAGGGUGGUCCUCGGCUCAGUGGGGGAGCACCAGGCCCGCGUGCAGAAGGUCCCGAGUUUGACCCCUCAAAUCUCCCGCUAAAAGGGUGAGCCAGUAGGUGAUGCGAAAGACCUCCUCUUGAGAUAGAAAGCCCGAAGGAAAGAUCAAUAUUAUCCUUUAAAGGUAAUAUCGAUAUCGCUCAUAUCGAUAUUGCGGAGGUUGCUUUCGUGGCUUUUGCAUUUUAAGGGGAAUACUGGCCUUGGUGGACCGACACGGAAUAAGCCAGUUUCAUUUUUGGCUCAGUGGUAGAGCAUUUGGUUGGCAUGCAGAGGGCCCUGGGUUUAAUCCUCGGCAACUCCAGGUAAAAAAAACGAGGCAGUAGGUAAUGUGAAAGACCCUGUGAGAGUACGAGAGCCACUGCUGGUCUGAGCAGGUAAUUCUCACCUUGAUGGACCGAUGGUAUGAUGCAGGAUAAGAAGAAGAAGAAUUCGGAUAUAUACCCCGCCUUUCUCCCCUGUAAGGAGACUCAAAGUGGCUGACAAGCUCUUUCCCUUCCUCUCCCGACAACAGUGAGGUAGGUGGGGCUGAGAGAGU
Sphaerodactylus townsendi is the source of this 3446-nucleotide messenger RNA. RefSeq names its product immunoglobulin superfamily DCC subclass member 4 (gene IGDCC4). The record is from RefSeq and is a predicted model, not a curated record. Gene Ontology annotation, cellular component: axon; plasma membrane. The coding region runs from base 109 to 2601 and encodes 830 amino acids. Gene Ontology annotation, molecular function: protein binding. The transcript is spliced from 12 exons. Lineage: Eukaryota; Metazoa; Chordata; Lepidosauria; Squamata; Sphaerodactylidae. Gene Ontology annotation, biological process: axon guidance; cell-cell adhesion.